Cyprinodon variegatus (sheepshead minnow) is the source of this 3914-nucleotide messenger RNA. It is a transcript of the gene ubac1, whose product is annotated as UBA domain containing 1. Gene Ontology annotation, molecular function: protein binding. The transcript has 10 exons. Lineage: Eukaryota; Metazoa; Chordata; Actinopteri; Cyprinodontiformes; Cyprinodontidae. The record is from RefSeq and is a predicted model, not a curated record. The coding region runs from base 331 to 1593 and encodes 420 amino acids.
GAGUACAGUUGCAGUUCACAGUGCACUAUAUUACAGUGAAAAUAGGAUAUUCGCCGCCAACCGUUAAUGUACUAAACGGCAAAAAGCAACAACUUGGUGGGCCAACGACACAUUACUGGGCUUCAGUCCAACCGACAUCCGGGUUGUGACCCCCGAAAAUGGGUUUGAGUUGAACGGUGCCCCCUUCCUUUCUUUCCUGGGUUGUCGUCGGAUUUCCAGGCGAGUAGCUGUGGGUGCUAACGCUAGCAGGCUAGCUCUCCGAGAAGAGCAGACAACCGCUGGCCGCUGCCACCGUCUCCCGGACUGCUUCUCUGUGCUGUUAGCGCAGCCAUGUUCGUGCAGGAGGAGAAGAUAUUUGCCGGUAAAGUGUUGAAAAUACACAUCUGCACGAUGGACGGCACGGAGUGGCUGGAGGAGGUCACGGAAGACACCACUGUUGAGAAACUGAAGGAGAGGUGCUUGAAACAUCAUGUGCAUGGAAGUCUAGAAGACCCUAAAACUCUCACCCAUCAUAAACUCAUACAUGCUGCUACAGAGAGAGUCCUCAUCGACACCAAAACCAUUGCUGAUGAAAACCUUAAAGACAAAGAAGUUUUGCUGCUUAUAAAGAAAAGACCGCCGCCAACCCCUCCCAAGAUGGCAGAUGUUAGUUCAGAGGAAAAAAAGAAACAAGAUACCAAAGCUCCAGAUAAAGAUGCUAUCCUGAAAGCCACUGCCAGCCUGUCCACGAGGCACACAGAGCGCACUGUUACGCAGCACAACAUCAGAGACUUUCAAACAGAGCUUAGAAAAAUCCUGGUUUCUCUUAUUGAAGUUGCCCAGAAGCUUCUUGCCUUGAAUCCUGAUGCUGUUGAACUCUUCAAAAAGGCCAACGCAAUGUUAGAUGAAGAUGAGGAGGAUAGAGUGGAUGAAACAGCCCUCCAUCAACUCACUGAGAUGGGUUUCCCUGAAAGCAGAGCCAUCAAAGCACUUAGACUCUGCCACAUGUCAGUAACCCAGGCCAUGGAGUGGCUGAUCGAACACGUAGAUGACCCCACUGUAGACGCACCUCUACCUGGACAGGACUCGGCCGGGGCAUCAGGAGCCGCAGCAGCAACAACGCCGGGCCCCUCAGCUUCAGCCUCAGCUUCAGCAAAUGUUCCUUCAAAUCUCUCCAGGCAAUCGAGCUCAGAUGAGAGCAGUCGGCAGGACGAGCUCACAGAGAUCUUCAAGAGAAUACGCAGGAAAAGAGAGUUCAGACCAGACUCACGGGCUGUGAUCGCAUUGAUGGAAAUGGGCUUUGAUGAAAAGGAGGUGAUUGAUGCUCUCAGAGUGAAUAAUAACCAACAAGAUGCAGCGUGUGAGUGGCUGCUGGGAGACAGGAAACCAUCUCCAGAAGAUCUAGAUAAAGGAAUAGACACCAACAGUCCGCUGUUUCAAGCUAUUCUGGAAAACCCUGUGGUUCAGCUGGGUCUAACAAAUCCCAAGACUCUGUUAGCAUUUGAAGACAUGCUGGAGAAUCCUCUGAACAGCACCCAGUGGAUGAACGACCCCGAGACCGGCCCCGUCAUGCUCCAAAUAUCCAGAAUCUUCCAGACCCUCAAUCGCACAUAGAGCCUGCUGAUUACCCUCGUGUGAUUGUGGCAGCUCGUGUGUAUGUAUGAUCAGAGCAGGACGUGUGAACGGAUGUAACACAAAUAGAGUUUACCUUUUUUUUUUCCUGCCUUGUAAAGGAAAAGCCAGAUGAGUUGAAAGUUUGAAUUAAAAUGUUACACUAUUUAUAACGAUACAAUAAAAUUGCCUAUACAAAACAGAUGAUAUUAUCAUUACAGUAAUAUUUAAAGACAGAUUUAAUAUGUUCUUUUUACAUAUUGAAAACAACCUAAAUAUAUGACAGACAGUUUUUUUCUGGAAUUUCUCUAUGAAGAAAUGAUAGCAGGCAUCAAUUUAAUGUUUACACUUUAAAGAAAAAACAGUUUUUUAAUGAUUUGCAAUAUUUAAACCUCAUUACAGUCGUCUCGGUUUUCUUUGAAAUGUUACAGUUUAUCAGUGGUGAAUGUAAGUAGGAGUUCUGUCAUGUUCGGGCUUCUACUUCCAUCAGGAGAGCAGGAUGCUGUCUGAGCUCAAAGCACACUUUCAGUUGCACUUCUUGGUUCAGCGUUUUGACAUACACUCAUCAAUGGGAUGUUUAAUUACCUCGUACUUUUAUUUGCAUAGAAGUUCUGUUUUAAAAAAUAUUCACGCAGGAUCCAAAUUAAAAAAUGCAUGCAUGUUAUAUCUCCAUAUAUUCCCACCAGUAUUUUGUUACAAGACCCUCUGGUUGUGGGGUGUUCAUCUCGUGCUUUUUGCAGCCACAAAAUUAGCUUCUGGUUUAAAUUAACUUGAUGUUGAACCGCUUUUCUUGAGAGAACUGGAAGAUUUAUUGGGUUUAAAUGGUUAAAGUUGUUCAGGUUAAACGUAGAAUCCACAGAUUUUCUAAAGGGUGGGUUCCUGGCUUUGGGACAGCUAUUCUAGAAACCUGCUUUAUCCAUUUCAGAACCACUUCUAAAGUGUUUCAUCCAUUAAGCCAUGGAUUGGAAAGCUAAAUAUAUACAAGAAUAAAAAUAAUAAAAAACCUUUCCUCAAUAUUUAGUCCACUUUAUGCAAAGCAGAGGUACUGCUUGCAGUGAAAGAGCCCCAACAGCAUGAUACCGCCACCACUAUGUAUUAUAGUAGAUUUAGUAUGGUUUACUACUAAACUCAUCGAGGCCAAACAGCUUAGUCUUUAGUGUUUUUCAGGCGGCGUCAAUCUUGUUUGAUUGGGAAGCUAAGGUGACGAUUUUGGAGACGGGGCCUCUAUCCUAAACAGCACUGGCUUGGUCCAAACUAAAAAGUUGGUUAGGAGUGUCUUUAACUUCACUAGUUAGAGUAAUCCUUCAGGACAGACAUUUGUGCUUCCUGUUAGGAUAAUGAUCCUGAACAUUUUUAAUUAGCUUUAGAAUCCAGUUAGAAUUCUAAAGCAAAGCAUCUAGAAUCGGCUUCAACCAGGUCCAAUCCGGAAAUCCAACCAUUUCAUAGAAGCUCAGCAGUUCUACCUAGAAAAGUGGUGGGUUGUAUUGUCCACAUUAUUCCAGAAGCCUUUUAAUGGCUAAAACAAACGUUGAAUAUUAGUGUGGAUGUGUGUUUAUGUUUCAGCUUGUAUAGAUCAGAGGAAAUUUACAAGAAAUGUCAUUCUAUUUCUUGGUUCCAUCCUUAUUUCAUGGUAAAAAAAAAAAAAAGUAUAAUUAUUAAUAAUGAGAUUCAGGCCAAUGAUGAGUGUCUGUAAACCUCUGACUGGAACUGUGCUUAAUUACCUCUCUCCAUUUACACUCAGUAAGUCAAACACCUCUCACCCAACAGGGGGAAACUUUUGUCAGUUUCAAACAUUAAAAUUUUUUUGCCUUUUCAGAGAGACCUUGUACUCUAAAUUGCAUUUUGGUCCUGAUUUAGUGAAGAGUAUGUCACAGUAGGCCUGUGCGCGUUUGUGGUCGAUGUGGACUUGAAUGUCUUUCUAUCUGCGCCUCCUUAGCACUUCUUUGAUCACUGCUCACUGCAGCACAGAUCGCGUCAAAGCGUGGAUUGUGGGCCACCCGAAACGUCUGGAGUCCGUCAGUAAAUGGAAACGGAGGAGGGUUGCCUUUUUAAACCUUAAAUAUGAAUCUUUGAAUGAUAAUGAUGUGAUCAGAUCAUGUUGCUGGGGCACAAACAUCUUUAUACACACAAAGACACAAGCUGGAACGCAACCAGCAGAUCUUUUUAGUUUCCAGUUUGUUUGUUUUUUCUUCUGAGAGCAAUGAACACCUUAUGCUGUCAAACAAACCAAAAUGUUCCUGUAUGUCAUGCCUUGUCACUAGUUCUACCCAGUGGAGGAAAAAAAAGUGUAUUUCUGUGCAAUAGUAAAGACUUAAAGAUAUGUA